UCAAGCGUCAGCAAAAGAUACAUCGGUUGCCCAACAUUGUAUGCAGUGUGUCAGCCCCCAUGUGAAGACUUUCCAUGACCUUGUUACCUGAAAAAAACAUAAGCCUACACCCGAACAUACGGUAGCGGUGAGGUUACUGUUAACAAAGAGCAUGGACGCUGAUGAGCUAGUAUUUUUCGUUAAUGGAAAGAAGAUCAUAGAAAAGAAUGCCGACCCGGAGACGACACUGCUGCAGUAUCUGCGUAAAAUACUGCGUCUUCCUGGCACCAAACUUGGCUGUGGAGAAGGAGGAUGCGGUGCAUGCACAGUGAUGAUAUCAAAGUACGACCAGGAGCGGGACAAAAUUUGUCAUUAUGCAUCCAAUGCGUGUCUUGUUCCAAUAUGCUCUCUCCAUGGCCUCGCUGUCACUACAGUGGAGGGGAUUGGUAGUACGAAAACGAGGCUACACCCAGUUCAGGAGAUAAUAGCCAAGUCCCACGGCACACAGUGUGGUUUCUGCACUCCAGGAAUGGUGAUGUCAAUGUACACGUUACUAAGGAAUAAGCCAAAACCAACAGAAGAGGAAGUGGAAAACAUAUUCCAAGGAAACCUUUGCAGAUGCACUGGCUACAGACCUAUCCUUGAAGGGUUCAAGACUUUCAGCAAAGACGAACCCUGCUGUAUGGGAUCCAAAUGUUGCAAAAUCCAGCCAAGUAACGAAGAGCAUUUUCUUGAUGCCGCUGAACCAUGCGACUUUCUGCCCGCCGAUACGACCCAGGAACCAAUAUUCCCCCCUGAAUUAAAAAUUUCGAAUGGAUUCGGGACAAAGUUUCUAACGUUCAAGAGUGAGAGGGUUACCUGGUUACGGCCGGUGUUCUUGAAGGAUCUUCUGAAACUUAAAUCCAAAUAUCCCAGUGCUAGGAUUGUUAUUGGAAACACAGCUGUUGGGUUGGAUACAAAAUACAGAAAAGCACAUGUCCAAGUUAUGAUUGCUGCAACACACGUGCCAGAAUUACAUGAAGUCGCAGUGGCUGACACAGGGAUCCAUAUUGGUGGGGCAGUUACCCUUGCGAGAUUAGGCGAGAUUUUGACUGAAACCAUCAAGAAUACAACAGAGGGUGGCCAGAGAAAUGCUUUUUUGGACAACACUUUUUACACCAGACGCGGAAAUUGGAAUAUUAAAUCGGAUGAGAUUGUUUUGUCUGUUUUCAUCCCUUUUUCCAAAAAGAAUGAAUUUGUGUUCGGAUACAAGAAGGCACAGCGCAGAGAAAAUGCAACAGCAAUAGUGAACGCUGGGAUGAGAGUUCUGUUUGAAGAUGGAGACAAUAUUAUUAAAGAAAUGCAAAUUGCCUUUGGUAGCAUGUCUGAAACAUCUUCGUUGGCCAUAACAACAGCUAGGAGAUGUGUGGGGAGAAAAUGGGAAGACCAACUGACAUCAGAUGUAGUCCAGUGGCUGGCGGAAGACUUUCAUUCACUACCAGAGGGCAUUGGUGGUCAGAUGCCCUACAAGAGAGCACUGGCUUGCAGUUUCUUUUUCAAGUUUUUCCACAGGGUGAAAUUAGAAUUGCGCAAACAGUCUGGGAUGGAAGAUGCAACAGUUCCACCCCGGCACACGCUGACACUUCCCAGUCUGACACGAAGCAUCAGCCGAGGUACACAAGUGUUUGAAGAGGUCUCUCCUGACCAGCCAAAACACGACGCCGUUGGACGCCCAUUGCAGCACAGGGCGAGCUUGCAACACGCCACCGGAGAGGCUCAGUAUUGUGACGACAUGCCACUGAUUGACGGUGAGCUGCACUUGGCAUUGGUAACCAGCACCAGAGCCCACGCCAAGAUUCUCUCCAUUGACACUAGAGAAGCACUUGCUUUGCCUGGAGUAGAGGCAUUCUUUGGCCACGAGGAUGUACCAGGUUCCAAUGUAAAGAGAGUUCUGACAGUUGGGGAGGAGAUAUUUGCUUCAAAGGAGGUGACGUGUUACGGCCAGGUGAUAGGUGCCAUGGUGGCUGACACCAAGACGCAUGCGCAGAGAGCAGCGAAGGCCGUAAAAAUUGAGUACGAAGACCUUCCAACAGUGUUCACAAUAGAGGAAGCAAUUGUCGAAGAGUCCUACUACCCACACGAAGCGAAAGCCCUCAUCAAGUCAGGCGAUGUAGAACGUGGCUUUGAGCAGGCCGACCACAUCUUAGAGGGGGAGAUCAAAGGAGGGGGACAGGAACAUUUCUAUCUGGAGACGCAUGUGGCUAGAGCCGUGCCUAGAGGAGAAGAUGGAGAAAUUGAGAUAUUUUGUAGCACGCAGUCUCCGUCGAAGUCUCAGGCUAAUGUUGCUAGAGCCCUUGGCUUACCGAUGAACAGAGUGUGUAUCAGGACAAAAAGGCUAGGUGGGGGUUUCGGAGGAAAGGAAACCCGUUCGACGCUAUGCAGUGUUAUGUCAUGUCAUCAUGUGGCAUAUGCUGUUUUACACAGGUUGAACCGACCGGUCCGUGGUAUGUUGGAUAGAGACGAAGAUAUGCUGAUAUCAGGGGGACGACAUCCUUUCCUUGGAAAGUACAAGGUUGGUAUUGACAGCGUUGGUCGUUUCAAAGCCUUGGACGCCACAGUCUACUUGAAUGCAGGAAAUACUUCCGACUUAUCACCGGAAGUAGUAAGUGUAUCAUUAUACAGUUUUGACAACUGUUACCAUAUUCCAAACAUUGUACUUACUGGUGUACUGUGUAAGACCAACCUGCCCUCAAACACUGCAUUCAGGGGGUUUGGUGCCCCUCAGUCAAUGCUGGUCAUGGAGAAUAUAAUUGAAGAUGUCGCCGUCAGUCUGAAUAUCCCCUCACAUAAGGUCCGUGAAAUAAACAUGUACAAUGAAAAUGACCUCACGCCAAAGGGUAUUCGACUGAUAAACUGUGCUAUAGACCGUUGCUGGAAUGAAGUCAUCCAGCAGAGUGAAUUUUUUCAGAGAAAAGAAGACAUUGCCAAAUUUAACAGAGACAACCGAUGGAAGAAGCGUGGAGUUAGUUUGAUUCCAACCAAGUUUCUGAUUUCUUACUAUAAUGAGCGUUUUCUAGAACAGGGGGCAGCACUUGUUCAUGUGUACCAAGAGGACGGUUCAGUUCUGAUAACACACGGUGGUGUAGAGAUGGGACAAGGAUUACACACUAAGAUGAUACAGGUUGCCAGUCGAGCGUUACAGUUGCCAGUCCACAAGUUCCACAUCAAUGAAACCACCACUAGUACCGUUCCGAACACCACUGCCACAGCUGCCAGCACAGGAUCAGAUCUCAACGGCAUGGCUGUAUUGAAUGCAUGUAAGACGUUAAGACACCGACUUGAGCCGUAUAUAGCCGGUAAUCCCGGUGGAUCAUGGGAAGAUUGGGUGAAAGCUGCCUAUAUGGACAGAAUCAGCCUGUCUGCAACAGGUUACUACAAGGUUCCAGAUACCUGGGACGAUAGCUAUGUACCUGUAGAAGGAGAGCAAACCACGCAGAGGUACUUCACAUACGGCGCUGCUUGCUCCGUGGUUGAAAUAGAUUGCCUUACCGGAGACCAUGUGGUGUUGCGAACAGAUAUCGUUAUGGAUGUUGGAAGAAGUUUGAAUCCAGCCAUUGAUAUUGGACAGAUAGAGGGAGCCUUUGCGCAGGGCUAUGGGCUAUUCACCAUUGAGCAACUGAGAUACUCUUCUGAGGGAAGACUGAUAACUAAUGGUCCGAACACAUACAAGAUCCCUGGUUAUGGAAACAUCCCUGUAGAAUUCAAUGUUUCUUUACUGAAAGGUGCUUCCAAUCCCAAAGCAGUAUAUUCUUCCAAAGGUAUAGGAGAACCUCCUUUUUUCCUGGCGUCUUCAGUGUUCUUUGCCAUAAAAGACGCCAUAUCGUCUGCUAGAGCCGAGUCCGGUUUGAAAGGGAGGUUCCGAUUGGACAGUCCAGCCACAGCUGAGAGGAUCAGGAUGGCAUGUGAGGACCAGUUUACAUGCCAGUGUUCACCAAGCACCCAUCAUACGAGGCCAAGGUUUAUAGAUGUGUGA
Messenger RNA from Lingula anatina, 3991 nucleotides. RefSeq names its product xanthine dehydrogenase/oxidase-like. The record is from RefSeq and is a predicted model, not a curated record. Lineage: Eukaryota; Metazoa; Brachiopoda; Lingulata; Lingulida; Lingulidae. Gene Ontology annotation, molecular function: oxidoreductase activity; 2 iron, 2 sulfur cluster binding; iron ion binding.